Molecule: messenger RNA, 1245 nt
Organism: Chaetomium strumarium
Lineage: Eukaryota; Fungi; Ascomycota; Sordariomycetes; Sordariales; Chaetomiaceae
Exons: 4
Coding region: 1-1245 (414 amino acids)
Molecular function (GO): oxidoreductase activity
Source: RefSeq, a predicted model, not a curated record
AUGGCUGCUGCCGCAGUUCAACGACUUCUGGCCUCCAGGCCCGUUGGCCAACCAGAUAUCGGCUACACGCCUGAUCACAACAAGUAUCUUGACAGAUCCAGGAGACGACAGGAAACAGAAGCCCUUCCCAAAACGCUUCCUCCGGGAUUUCCCAGCGAGCUCAAGUCUAAGCUGGUUUGGGAUGGCAACAGCCUGGCCGAGGCUUACGACUGGAACUACCAUCUGAGCGACGACGACUUGGCUGAGAUUCACUCUGCUUUGCAGCACUUCAAAGGACUGAACGAACCUCUCGGCUUCGUCAGCCGGGAUAUCUUUCCUCUGCCUAAGUUGCACCACCGAUUACGCGAGAUCUCUGACGAGGUCCACAACGGCCACGGGUUCAAGGUGAUCAGGGGCGUGCCGGUGACAAAGUACACGCGGGAGGAGAACAUCAUCAUCUACGCCGGUAUCGCGUCUCACAUUGCGCCCAUCCGCGGCCGGCAAGACAACCAAUUCGACGGGAAGCCGGCCGACGUGGUGCUCGCACACAUCAAGGACCUGAGCAGCCAGGUCGAGGCCACCCAGAUUGGGUCGCCCGCCUACACGGCCGAGAAACAGGUCUUCCACACCGAUGUGGGAGACGUCAUUGCCCUGUUUGCGCUGGGCGAGGCGGCCGAGGGUGGGCAGAGCUAUCUGUCAAGCGCCUGGAAGGUCUACAACGAGCUAGCUGCUACCCGGCCCGACCUCAUCUGGACGCUGUCCGAGCCUUGGGCUGCUGACACAUUCGGCAAGUCCGACAAGCCCUACAACCUCGCCCCGCUGCUGCAUUUCCAGCCCAAGACAGAGACGCAGCCCGAGCGGCUGAUCAUCCAGUAUGCACGCCGGUCGUUCACGGGCUACUGGGGCCUUCCCCGGUCGUCCGACAUCCCGCCCAUCACCGAGGCGCAGGCCGAGGCCUUGGAUGCGCUGCACUACACGGCCGAGAAAUACGCCGUCUCGCUCGACUUUCACCAGGGCGAUAUUCAACUGGCGAAUAACCUAAGCAUUUUCCACGCCAGAGCCGGGUUUAGAGAUUCGAAGGAAAAGCAGCGUCACCUGGUCCGCCUGUGGCUACGCGACCCCGAUCAUGCCUGGAAGACGCCCGAGGUGCUGCAGCCGCGCUGGGACUAUGUGUACAAGGGGGUGACGCCCGAGGCCAGCGUCUUGCCUCUGGAGCCUUACAUCAGAAGUGCCAGCAGCGGCAGCAAGAAUGAGGUGGAUCAUUGA